AUGCAGGCUUACCCCGACCUACCCCGGCCUACCCCUACCCCAGCGUACCCCUAUCCUGGCCUACCGCGGCCUACCCCAAUCCCUGCCUACCCUUAUUCUGGCCUAUCCCUGCCUACCCCUAUCCCGGCCUACCCCUAUCCCGGCCUACCCCGGCCAGCCCCGGCCUACCCCGGUCUACCCCUCCUCGGCCUACCCCGGCCUACCCCUACCCUGGGGGACCCCCUCCUACACCUACCACGACCCACCCGAAUCCCAGCUUACCCCAGACUAUCCCUAAUCCAGCCCACCCCUACCCCGGCUUACCCCGGCCUACCCCUAUACCAGCCUACCCCUACCCUGGCCUACCCCUAUGCUGGCCUACCUCUAACCCGGCCUACCCCUAACCCAGACUAUCCUGGCCUACCCGUUUUCUGGCCUACCGCUACCUUCACCGGCCUACCACUAUCACAGCCUACCCCUAUCCCGUCCUACUCCUACUUACACUGGCCUAUUACUAUCCCGGCCUACCUCUAUACUGGCCUACCCCUACCCCAUCCUACCCCGGCCUACCUCUACCAUGGACUACCCCGGCCUACCCCUACGCAGGCCAACCCCGGCCUACCUCGGCCUACCCCUAUCCUGGCCUACCCUGGCCUACCCCUGUCCCGGCCUACACCUUCCCUGGCCUACCCCUAUCCCGGCCUACCCCUAUCCCGGCCUACACCUUCCCUGGCCUACACCUUUCCUGGCCUACCCCAGCUUACCCCAGCCAAAAACAACCGCAGCCUACAUCUAUCCUGGCCUAUCCCUAUCCUGUUCUACCCCUAUCCCAGCCUACCCUGGCCUACCCCGGCCUAUCCCAAACCCAACCUACCCCUACCCUGGCUUACACCAGCCAUCAACUUUCCUAGCCUUUUCUUAUCCAGGCCUACCACAGCAUACCCUGGCCUACCCCUAUCCCGGCCUACCUUUGCUGAACCCUAUCCUGGCCUACCGCGGCCUACCCGUAUCCCAGCCUACCCCUAUCCCAGCCUAUUCCUACCCCGGCCUACCCCUACCCCGGCCUAUCCAUAA
This is a messenger RNA of Centrocercus urophasianus (Greater sage-grouse), 1053 nucleotides long. RefSeq names its product extensin-like. The coding region runs from base 1 to 1053 and encodes 350 amino acids. Lineage: Eukaryota; Metazoa; Chordata; Aves; Galliformes; Phasianidae. The transcript has a single exon. The record is from RefSeq and is a predicted model, not a curated record.